CGGGCUAGCUGCGAGAGUAACGGCUUGCCCGAGCGCUGUCCCUGCAGGGUGGCAGUUCUUGGGUCUUGGUGACGGCGCAGGUGCAGGGUUGGAGCAGGCGUCAGAGGCUGAGCGGCGGGAUGAUGGAGGAGGAGGAACUGGAGUUUGUGGAGGAGCUGGAGGCGGUGCUGCAGCUCACUCCAGAGGUGCAGCUAGCCAUCGAGCAGCCAAAGAAGCCCAGAGCCCCCGAUAACCCGUUUCACGGCAUCGUCUCCAAGUGUUUCGAGCCUCACCUCUACGUGUACAUUGAGUCCCAGGACAAAAACCUCAGCGAGCUGAUAGACCGGUUUGUGGCUGACUUCAAAGCGCAGGGCCCACCCAAGCCCAACACUGAGGAGGGGGGGGCCGUGCUCCCCAGCUGCGCGGACCUCUUCGUCUACUACAAAAGGUGCAUGGUGCAGUGCUCGCAGCUCAGCACGGGCGAGCCCAUGAUCGCCCUGACCACUAUCUUCCAGAAGUACCUCCGAGAAUACGCCUGGAAAAUCCUCUCUGGCAACCUGCCUAAAACCAGCAGCAGCAGCGGGGGCCUGACUAUCAGCAGCCUCCUCAAAGAGAAGGAGGGCUCGGAAGUGGCCAGGUUCACUCUGGAGGAGCUGUGCCUCAUCUGCAGCAUCCUGAGCACAGCGGAGUACUGCCUGGCCACCACCCAGCAGCUAGAAGAAAAACUCAAAGAAAAGGUUGACGUGAGUCUGACUGAACGCAUUAAUCUCACAGGAGAAAUGGACACAUUCAGCACUGUCAUCUCCAGCAGCAUCCAGCUGUUGGUUCAGGAUCUGGAUGCAGCCUGUGAUCCUGCCCUGAUCGCCAUGAGCAAGAUGCCGUGGCAGAACGUGGAACAUGUUGGUGACCAGAGCCCUUAUGUCACUUCUGUUAUCCUUCACAUUAAGCAGAACGUCCCCAUCAUCCGUGACAACCUGGCUUCCACACGGAAAUACUUCACGCAGUUCUGCAUUAAAUUUGCAAACUCGUUCAUUCCCAAAUUCAUCACCCAUCUCUUCAAGUGCAAGCCAAUCAGCAUGGUGGGAGCAGAGCAGCUGCUGCUGGACACCCACUCCCUGAAGAUGGUCCUGCUCGAUCUCCCCUCCAUUGGCUCUCAGGUGGUGAGGAAGGCCCCUGCCAGUUACACCAAGAUUGUCGUGAAAGGCAUGACCCGGGCUGAAAUGAUCCUCAAGGUGGUGAUGGCCCCUCAUGAACCAUUGGUGGUAUUUGUUGACAACUAUAUCAAACUCCUUACAGACUGCAACACAGAAACCUUCCAGAAAAUACUGGAUAUGAAGGGGCUGAAGAGGAGCGAGCAGAGCAGCAUGCUGGAACUUCUGCGACAGAGGCUCCCUGCUCCGCCCUCAGGGACAGAAGGUUCCAGCACACUGUCCCUGAUGGCCCCAACACCAGAGCAGGAAUCCUCACGCAUCCGCAAGCUGGAGAAGCUGAUUAAAAAGAGACUGUAAGGAACAUGCAGACCUUGCCAGGAACCCUGAGCGACUCAUUUCUGGACACGCUCAUCCUCAUGGCCAGGUCCUAAGUCUUGAAGCCUCUGAGGACAUGACGGUUAUUAAAGUAUCUCUCCCAUA
This is a messenger RNA of Psammomys obesus (fat sand rat), 1610 nucleotides long. RefSeq names its product VPS53 subunit of GARP complex (gene Vps53). Gene Ontology annotation, biological process: retrograde transport, endosome to Golgi. The record is from RefSeq and is a predicted model, not a curated record. NCBI's taxonomy places the organism in Eukaryota, Metazoa, Chordata, Mammalia, Rodentia, Muridae. The transcript is spliced from 11 exons. Gene Ontology annotation, cellular component: GARP complex. Bases 120 to 1487 code for a protein of 455 amino acids.